Messenger RNA from Papaver somniferum (opium poppy), 1310 nucleotides. RefSeq lists its product as uncharacterized. The coding region runs from base 75 to 1187 and encodes 370 amino acids. The record is from RefSeq and is a predicted model, not a curated record. Lineage: Eukaryota; Viridiplantae; Streptophyta; Magnoliopsida; Ranunculales; Papaveraceae. The transcript is spliced from 5 exons.
GGCAGAGCCACUAUAGCAUUAAGUCUUUUUCAGAAAUCGGUAUAAGAAGGGGUCAAGUGUGGUGGGUUUCACAAAUGGCGGGAGUAAGCAGGAAAAAUAUAUCUGCAAGGUCUCAUACCAGAAAAUCAAAGCAGCACUCAUUCCAAGUUUCAUCAGGAAUGUUUCGGACGAUAUCAUUAGUUCUGUUGAUGGGAUUUAUGGCAUGGGUUUAUCAAACCGUUCUGCCUCCACCACCCAAGAUUGUUGGUUCUCCGGGCGGCCCACCUGUUACAGCAUCAAGAGUAAAGCUCAGUGAUGGAAGAUAUUUAGCUUACAAAGAACAUGGGGUGUCGAAAGAUCAAGCGAAAUAUAAGAUUAUCUACAUUCAUGGGUUCGAUUCCUGCAGACUUGAUUACAUGCCCUUAACUCAAGAACUGGCUAAAGAACUAGGCAUCUAUAUGGUGUCUUUUGAUAGAGCUGGGUAUUGCGAGAGUGAUGCAAAUCCAAAACGAACUGAGAAAAGUACAGCUUUGGAUGUUGAACAGCUUGCUGAUCAAUUGGGUCUUGGUUCCAAAUUUUACAUAAUUGGAUUCUCUAUGGGAGGACAGGCAACUUGGGGUUGCCUUAAGUACAUCCCUCAUCGAUUAUCAGGUGCAGCGCUACUAGCCCCUGUUGUCAAUUACUGGUGGGCAGGCUUUCCAGCUAAUGUAUCAAAAGAAGGCUACAGUGAACAACUUGUACAGGACCAAUGGGCACUUCGGGUAGUUCAUUACGCCCCAUUACUCACGUACUGGUGGAACACUCAGAAAUGGUUUCCUCCUUCUAGUGCAGUUGCCCACAAUCCUGCUAUUUUUUCUCGCCAAGAUAAAGAAAUCUUGCCCAAGUUGGCCGAGUGGACAAAACAUGCGGCACAAAUAAGGCAGCAAGGUGAUUUUGAGUCUCUCCAUCGUGAUUUGAUGGUCGGGUUCGGAAGUUGGGAGUUUGAUCCUAUGAGUGAUAUUGAGAACCCUUUUCAGAACAACGAGGGUAGUGUUCACGUCUGGCAAGGAGAUGAAGAUUUGCUUGUGCCUGCUUCCCUUCAACGAUACGUCGCAGGAAAGCUUCCAUGGGUUCAUUACCACGAGCUUACGGGUGCAGGGCAUAUGUUCCCUUUUGGUGAUGGUAUGAGUGAUGCCAUCUUAAAGGCACUCUUGCUUGGAGAGAAGUAGAUAUAACAGCUAGUUGAAAUCAUAGCACUUUUUAUUCUGGUUUAAUGUGACACUCUCUCAACCUUUGGACGAAAUUUUCCAGUUUUAAAUAAUUUUUUCAAGUUAGUCUUAGUUUUUGCCCAA